Molecule: messenger RNA, 716 nt
Organism: Budorcas taxicolor (takin)
Lineage: Eukaryota; Metazoa; Chordata; Mammalia; Artiodactyla; Bovidae
Product: magnesium-dependent phosphatase 1-like
Exons: 7
Coding region: 118-663 (181 amino acids)
Molecular function (GO): protein binding; acid phosphatase activity
Source: RefSeq, a predicted model, not a curated record
UGGCAGUGACCCGGAAGCAGAAGUGAUUCCUGCAGGCGGAGUGCUGGCGAGAGGCAUCGGCGACCGCAGCGGCAGAAGCAGCAAUUUGUCUGUGUGCAGCCCCAAACUGAGAAGAAGAUGCUAAUUAAAGUGAAGACGCUGACCGGAAAGGAGAUUGAGAUUGACAUUGAACCCACGGACAAGGUGGAACGAAUUAAGGAGCGUGUGGAGGAGAAAGAGGGAAUUCCACCACAGCAGCAGCGGCUCAUCUACAGUGGUAAACAGAUUGACGGAACUGUACGAGAUAGGCGGGGCCAGAGCAUCCAGCUGUACCCUGAGGUGCCUGAGGUCCUGGAACGAUUGCGGGGCCUGGGAGUGCCCAUUGCGGCCGCUUCACGGACAGGUGAGGUUGAAGGAGCCAACCAGCUGCUGGAGCUCUUUGACCUUGUCAGAUACUUUGUUCAUCGGGAAAUCUAUCCAGGCAGCAAAGUCACGCACUUUGAGAGGUUGCAGCGGAAGACCGGAGUUCCUUUCUCCCAGAUGAUCUUCUUUGAUGAUGAGAAGAGGAACAUCAUAGAUGUCAGCAAACUGGGUGUUACCUGCAUUCAUGUCCAGCAUGGAAUGAGCCUUCAAACCCUAACUCAAGGAUUAGAUGCAUUCACAAAGGCCCAGGCUGGACUCUGAGGUCCAGUCAUUUGAGGCACAGAACUGAAAGGAAAUCAGGAGGGCAUUUUCAG